Oncorhynchus gorbuscha (pink salmon) is the source of this 2553-nucleotide messenger RNA. It is a transcript of the gene tafazzin, whose product is annotated as tafazzin, phospholipid-lysophospholipid transacylase. The coding region runs from base 661 to 1449 and encodes 262 amino acids. Gene Ontology annotation, molecular function: 1-acylglycerophosphocholine O-acyltransferase activity. Gene Ontology annotation, biological process: cardiolipin acyl-chain remodeling; inner mitochondrial membrane organization. The record is from RefSeq and is a predicted model, not a curated record. NCBI's taxonomy places the organism in Eukaryota, Metazoa, Chordata, Actinopteri, Salmoniformes, Salmonidae. The transcript has 11 exons. Gene Ontology annotation, cellular component: mitochondrial membrane.
AAUAGCAAGGCUUCCGGGAACGCUGGAGCAAAAGGCCAAACAGACCAGGCCGGGUUAGAGAAGUCAAUGAGAUUAGUGAAACAUUCUUAAUUAGUUGUUCAUUUUCUGAAAAUCUAAAAGGCACAACCUAGAUUCGAGUUAAUGUCUUAAGUAGUUUAACAUGUUAUUACUCCAACCUCAUGAAAGUGACAAACUGACACGUUAUCAUUUUCGUCAAAAACAACUUUAUAUCAAAGGAGUACCUCUGAUUUGCGGCGUGCACAUGCGCAGUUAGGCGCCAGGCGACCCUUAGACCAGAUUGGUUGAUUCUGAUCACUAACGUCGCCAUUACAUCGCCUACAUGCGUGAUCGGGGAUUUCUAUUGGAGAAACCGUUUCGGACUAUCUUCAUACUGUACUGUCUUUGAUUAUAUAUCAGGGGUGUAGAUGGGAUGAGGGGAAAUGAAGGAACAGACGUCGUUUCAACGCAUCAAUGAGUAGAUGGAAGAAACACACACAACAACCAUUUGUUUACAUCGAUUCAGAAAGCUUAAAUUCGUUCGACGUAAUGAACUACAGCUCCCACAAACCAUUGCAGAAUUAGCCUUCUUCCGGGUUCUUCGAACUUGCUAAUUAUCAGCUGAAAGCAUAAGGUGGAUGUGUGUUCCGUUGGUGAGCAGCGAUGCCCCUGGAGGUGAAAUGGCCGUUCCCACAGUGCCCGCAGCUGGCCUGGAAGGUGACCAGCACCCUGGUCAUGGGUGUGGUGGGCUCAUACAGCUACUUCUGGACCAAGUAUCUGAACUGUAUUACGGUUCAUAAUCAGGAUGUUCUAUUUGACCUGAUAGACCAACGUCCACCUGACACACCCCUCAUCACACUGUCCAAUCACCAGUCCUGUAUGGACGACCCACACCUCUGGGGAGUUCUGAGACUCAGACACCUCUGGAACUUCAACAAGAUGCGCUGGACUCCGGCUGCGUCAGACAUCUGUUUCACCAAAGAGUUACACUCCAGGUUCUUCAGCAGAGGGAAGUGUAUUCCCGUCUGCAGAGGUGAUGGGGUGUAUCAGAAAGGCAUGGACUUUCUUCUGGAGAAGCUGAAUGGAGGAGACUGGGUACACAUCUUCCCUGAGGGGAAAGUCAACAUGACUGAGGAGUUUAUACGGUUGAAAUGGGGUGUCGGCCGUCUGAUAGCAGAGUGUUCCCUUAACCCUGUUAUUCUCCCUGUGUGGCAUGUAGGUAUGAGCGAUGUCUUGCCCAAUGAGCGACCCUACAUCCCUCGUACUGGACAGAGAAUCACAGUCCUGAUAGGGAAUCCAUUUACAGUCAAAGAUCUUCUGGAGUCUCUCCGACAACAGCAGAAGAGCCAGAUGGAGAUGAGGAAGGCCCUGACAGAUUCCAUCCAGGAGGAGUUUCGUAGCCUGCGGACCAAGGCUGAGGCUCUCCACCAGCGGGUACAGACCACGACCUGAGCCCCAGGCUCCAGCCCGGCCUCCACACCUGGCCCCUACCCUAACCUCAGGGUACCAACUCAAUAUAGAGUGGACAAAGAGACUGACUGUAUACACACACAAACAGGAAACUAGAUUCACACACACAUACCUGUGCCUCAUAGUGUGUGCAGUCCAACCUGCUGUCUGAUAAACCAGUGGUCCCCAAUGUGAUAAUUGCAAGGAGUAUCCUGCUAUGCACCUCAAAAAUCAUUCAGUCAACAUACAGGCGACGUUGAGAAAACAUUGUUUGAAACCAAUUCAACGGGAAUGUCCAUAGAGCCAAUGUUGUGUUUCACAGGCAUUUAAUCAACCGUCCAGUUCCCUCCCGUGUUAUGAAGUCACGUGACAUUCACCUCUGUCCCCACGGUAACAGCAGAACUAUGAGUAGUAGAGAAGUGUGGUUCGCACAGUAACAACAGAACUAUGAGUGGUAGAGAAGUGAAGUGUGGUUCCCACAGUAACAACAGAACUAUGAGUGGUAGAGAAGUGUGGUUCCCACAGUAACAACAGAACUAUGAGUAGUAGAGAAGUGUGGUUCCCACAGUAACAACAGAACUAUGAGUAGUAGAGAAGUGUGGUUCCCACAGUAACAACAGAACUAUGAGUGGUAGAGAAGUGUGGUUCCCACAGUAACAACAGAACUAUGAGUGGUAGAGAAGUGAAGUGUGGUUCCCACAGUAACAACAGAACUAUGAGUAGUAGAGAAGUGUGGUUCCCACAGUAACAACAGAACUAUGAGUGGUAGAGAAGUGUGGUUCCCACAGUAACAACAGAACUAUGAGUGGUAGAGAAGUGAAGUGUGGUUCCCACAGUAACAACAGAACUAUGAGUAGUAGAGAAGUGUGGUUCGCACAGUAACAACAGAACUAUGAGUGGUAGAGAAGUGUGGUUCCCACAGUAACAACAGAACUAUGAGUAGUAGAGAAGUGUGGUUCCCACAGUAACAACAGAACUAUGAGUGGUAGAGAAGUGUGGUUCCCACAGUAACAACAGAACUAUGAGUAGUAGAGAAGUGAAGUGUGGUUCCCACAGUAACAACAGAACUAUGAGUAGUAGAGAAGUGAAGUGUGGUUCCCACAGUAA